GACCCUUUUUCUGUCAUAAACACUGAUCUUGUCAGGACCAGUCGUCGUUUAGGACUACGUUUUGAAUUGUGGUUAAGGUUAAGGUUUAGUCUGGACAAAUGAAUUAAAGUCAGAGCAGAGUCCUGAGAAGAAUAGCUGCAUAAACCAGUGUGUGUGUGUGUGAUGUGACUGAUGCCUGACCUUGGUCUCAUCACCACUUUCUUUCACAGAAACUAAACCGAGAGGUUACACAAUGAUGAAGCGUCAGUAAAGAGCUUUAUUUAAGGAGCUGACGUCGCACUUACUGUGUGAGAAGAAACACAGUCAAACUUUGGAUGCUGUCAAAUCUAAAAUCAGAGCAAGAUUACGUUUGGCAAAUAUGAUCAUCAUGGUAAGGAAGUAACAAGGGGAAGUUCAGAAGUGAAAACAAGACAGAAACCGACGGCGGAGCACCAUGAUCGGAUUCCAGUGGAGUAAAUGCAUCAAAAUGUCUUUAUUUUUGUAUAUUUUCAUGCUUCGAUUUAGAGGAACUACAGGAGAGGAUUCCCACUUCAUUGUCAGAGAAGGAGAGGACGUGACUUUGCCUUGUAAAAGCUGGAUUCAUCCUCAGGACGAGGGCGAAACUGUUUGGCUUUUCAGUGACACUCCAUCGACACAAACUGUGCAGCUGAUGAGCACCAGGGAGGACGAUGAAAAAGACCAGUCCAAAGCAGACAGACUGAGCCUCACAAAGGACCUUUCUCUGGGUAUUAAAGCGGUUAGAGUGAAGGACGCUGGUCAGUACACCUGCAGACACUACGGCAAGUCGGGAGACACAUUUCAAAGCUCUCUGGUUUAUCUGUCCAUUAUUAUCAUUCAUGAUGAAAAAAGCGGGGACACGACGACGUUGACCUGCUCUGUUUUGAGAUACGGGCAAUGCGGACACAGGGUGGAGUGGCUGAGUGACGGAACAGUGCACGACGCGUCGACGUCACGUGACUGCUCAGCCACUGUGGCGUUCAGGACCCCUCACUCCGGUCAAAAGUACGACGAGUCGUUUCGGUGCAGAGUGACAGAUGGUAGCGGCAUGAAGCUGCUGCUGUGCACCUUCAACUCUCACUCGUCCUGUGUGAAAAAAGUUUCAGGUUCUACUCAUUGGUGGAUCUACGUCAUCGACGCGGCUGUGGGUUCAGCAGCGAUCUUGGCGACUGUUGGAGCGCUCGUCGCGUGGAGAAGACGCAAAGGACACAGAACACAGACAGACAACACCGAACUGACGCCUGCUGUGACUGGGUCUGCUCCACAAACCAGUCAGGACACGGCUGAUCCUGAUGAUGGUGUUUUCUACACCUCUGUGACCUACAACAAGAACUGUGAGAGUACAGCGCGGGUAAAAGAUGAUGAUGACAGUGCUGCAGUGAUCUACAGUGGAGUGAAAAGCUUGCCCGUCAUGCCCGACGACGUCUAUGCCACUGUUGUAAAUAGACGGCAGUGAAUUCAAGUCCCAUUUCAACACAUUUUUUUUCCAGUGAAACCAAGUCACUA
Molecule: messenger RNA, 1503 nt
Organism: Solea solea (common sole)
Lineage: Eukaryota; Metazoa; Chordata; Actinopteri; Pleuronectiformes; Soleidae
Exons: 9
Coding region: 434-1453 (339 amino acids)
Biological process (GO): T cell activation; interleukin-15-mediated signaling pathway; positive regulation of ERK1 and ERK2 cascade
Cellular component (GO): external side of plasma membrane; membrane raft
Molecular function (GO): protein tyrosine kinase binding; MHC class II protein binding
Source: RefSeq, a predicted model, not a curated record